Messenger RNA from Notothenia coriiceps (black rockcod), 1369 nucleotides. It is a transcript of the gene tmem128, whose product is annotated as transmembrane protein 128. The transcript is spliced from 4 exons. The record is from RefSeq and is a predicted model, not a curated record. Bases 67 to 561 code for a protein of 164 amino acids. Lineage: Eukaryota; Metazoa; Chordata; Actinopteri; Perciformes; Nototheniidae.
AACAGGAAGUGCCAUCUAAACACUGCUUAGCCGUUAGCGCUGUAAGAUAAAUUUAGCAACAACAAAAUGAUGAACGACAGUGAACUUGCCACUUUGCGGAAUAGAUUUAAGAAAGAUGCGGAGUUUCUUAUGCAGACAAGGACACAUGGUGACGAAGAUGAGAAGAGCCAGGAGGACAAAGAUGCUAAGCCUCUCACUCGCAUUAACAGACACUCCGUUUUCUGGAUCGUGGCAUCUGUAGCUGUUACCUACUAUGUGGAUUUCUUCAACAACAUCAUAGAGAACGAGGAUAUCAAAAGUUGGUGGUUCAAUGCGGGUCUGGGCCUCCUCGGGACCUGCCUGUCUCUGGCCAUGUUCUGCAUCAUGUACCUGGAGUGUUACAAAGGCAUCAAUCACUACGAACAAGUGUACCCUGCCAUUCCUCCCGUCACCACCGCAGCCUUCAUUGCUGCAUCUUGCAGCCUAAACAUUGCCCUGUGGCCAGUGUGGUCCUUCCUCACUCCGCUCAUCCUCUUCACACAGUUCAUGGGUGUGGUCAUGUUCAUCUCUAUGCUUGGGUGAAGACGAUACUUUCCUUUCUUUUUCUACAAAAAUGUAUUUUUUGUUAUGAAUAACAUUGCAUUUGGCCUUAAACUGGACAUAGACAUAUGGUUCCUGUGUUGUUUAACAUGAAAUAUGCUUUGUACUAGUUUUCUUCGUAUGGGUUUUCUCCCUUACAUACACACAUUUCUUAAACAAUGCUUAGCUGCAUCAACACACACUGGUGCCUAUAACAUUUAAAAUCUUAGACACUCCAACGCUCACAGAAAUGGUCCCAUUGUCUCCCCUCUGUCCCUCACACCUCCCGGUCUUACACCUGCAGCAGGUUGAUGUAGAGCGCCCUGAAACCACAAAGCUGUUGUCAGUGUGUAUUGAUGCUUUAGGCCGGGGCAGGUCAGCACUGUGUGUGUGUGUAACCUGAGAGUGUACCCAUCUCACUUUAUGAUUUGUCACUGCUAUGUUUUGCUGAAGAAAAGAAUGUGUGGCGAUGUGUUGCAUUGUGUAGAGUGUUUGGCACUAGUGUGACGAGUGAUUCGAGAAUAGCCUCUUUCACAGCAGACAUUUUGGCGCAGUAGGAAAAGGUGAAACUACGGCUUUGUUGAUUUAUUUUUAUUUAAAUACACCUGUGCUAAUCCUAACAUGACAAGUUAAAAUAUCCACUGUGAAAAUGACCAUGUGUAUUUAUAUAUGUGUGUGUGUGAGAAAGUGUUGUUACUGUUAAUGAAACUAACAAAGAUUUUAAAUUAUUUCUCACUUUUCGUUCUGGAGAAUUCCAAGACUUCUCAUAUUGUGCAAAAUGUUCUUUCUUUAAUAAACAUUUAUAACUGUU